CAGAAGGUGCAGCCUGUGUUGGUGGUGGUAAUUUUGUCCAUCAAAUGAAUAUAUGUGAAAACAUUUCCUCCUUCUGCCCUACAGGUCAGUAUGGUUGCAGUGGAGCAUCAUCAUUCCUCAGGAUUGCCCUACUCGCCCUACCUCAUGGCUGAACCUUUAAGACAAUGCAUGGGCCACCAGCCACCUGCUCCAUCUCAGUAUCAUCUGGGAGCUCAACCACUUCCAUCAGCUAAAGGUUUUCUGGGACCUCUGACUAUUUCUCAACUCGAGUGUCCCCUAGGACCUCAACCACCUUCUACAACUGAUGAUUUUCUGAGACGACAGACACCUCCAUUCGAGUGUCCCCUGGGACCUCUACCAUUUUCUCCAGCUGAUGAUUUUCUGAGACCACAUAUAUCUCUGCUCGAGUGUCUUCUGGUAUCUCAAUCACCUUCUCCAGCUGUUGAUUUUCUGAAACCACAGCCACUUCCCCUUGAGUGUCUUCUGGUACCUCUUCCACCUUCUCCAGUUGAUGAUUUCCUGAGACCACAGACCCCUCCAGUCGAGUGUCCUCUGGGACCUCUACCAUUUUCUCCAGCUGAUGAUUUUCUGAGACCACACACACCUCCCUUCAAGUGUCUUCUGGUACCUCUUUCACUUUCUCCAGUUGAUAAUUUUCUGAGACCAGAGACAUCUCCAGUCAAGUGUCCCCUGCGACCUCUACCAUUAGAUUUUCUGAGAACACAGUUAUCUCCCCUUGAGUGUCCUUUUGUAUGCCUUCCACCUACUCCAGUUGAUAAUUUUCUGAAACCACAGACACUUUCCCUCAAGUGUCCCCUAGGACCUCUACCAUUUUCUCCAACUGAUGAUUUUCUGAGACCACAGACAUUUCCCAUCGAGCGUCUUCUGGUGCUUCUUCCACCUUCUCUAGUUGAUGGUUUUCUGGGACCACAGACACCUCCCGUCGAGUGUCCUCUGGGACUGCGGCCAUUUUCUCCCGCUGAUGAUUUUCUGAAACGACAGACAUCUCCCCUCAAGUGUCUUCUGGUACCUCCACCACCUUCUCCAGCUGAGGAUUUUCUGAGACCGCAGAUAACUCCCCUGGAGUGUCUUCUGACACCUCCUAUCGAGUGUCGCCUGGGACCUCUACCAUUUUCUCCAGCUGAUGCUUUUCUCAGACUGCAGACACCUCCCCUCAAGUGUCUUCUGGUACCUAUUUCACCUCCAGUUGAUGAGUUUCUGAUACCGCAGACACCUCCCCUCGAUUGUCUUCUGGUGCCUCAACCACCUUCUCCAGCUGAGGAUUUUCUGAGACCACAGAUACCUCCCUUCGAGUGUCACCUGGGACCUUGGCCAUUUUCUCCAGCUGAUGAUUUUCUGAGACCACAAUCACCUCCCCUCGAGUCUCCUCUGCUAUCUCUUCCACCUUCUCGAGCUGACGAUUUUCUGAGACCACAGACAACUCCCCUUAAGUGUCUUCUGGUUCCUUUUUCACCUUCUCCAGUUGAUGAUUUUCUGAGACCACAGACACCUCCUGUCAAGUGUCCCCUGAGACCUCGACCAUUUUCUACCACUGAUGAUUUUCUGAGACCACAGACACCUCCCCUCGAGUGUCUUCUGGUACCUCAACCACCUUCUCCUGGUGAGGAUUUUCUAAGACUGGAGACAACUCCCCUCGAGUGUCUUCUGAUACCUCUUCCACCUUCUCCAGUUGAUUUUCUGAGACCACAGACACCGCCCGUUGAGUGUCCCCUGGGACCUCGACCAUUUUCUCCAGCUGAUGAUUUUCUGAGACUCCCGUCAUCUACCCUCAAGUGUCUUUUUGUGCCUCUUCCACCUUCUCCAGUUGAUGAUUUUCUGAGACCACAGACACCUCCAGUCGAAUGUCCCAUUGGACCUCGACCAUUAUCUCCAGCUGAUGAUUUUCUGAGACCACAGUCGUCUCCCAUCGAGUGUCUUUUGAUACCUCUUCCACCACCUACUCCAGUUGAUGAUUUUCUGAGACCACAGACACCUCCCAUUGAGUGUCCCCUGGGACCUCUACCAUUUUCUCCAGUUGAUGAUUUUCUGGGACCACAGACACCUCCAGUCGAGUAUCCCCUGGUACCUCUACCAUUUUUUGCAGCUGAUGAUUUUAUGAAAUCACAGACUCCUCCCCUCGAGUGUCUUCCGGUACCUCAGCCACCUUUUCCAGCUGAGGAUUUUCUGAGACUGCAGACACCUCCUGAGUGUCUUCUGGUACCUCUUCCACCUUCUCCAGCUGAUGAUUUUCUGAGACCACAGACCCCUCCAGUUGACUGUCCCCUGGGACCUUUCCCAUUUUCUCCAGCUGAUGAUUUUCUGAGACUGCAGACACCUCCCGAGUGUCUUCUGGUACCUCUUCCACCUUCUACAGCUGACGAUUUUCUAAGACCACUUCCCACAGACGGUCCCCUGGGACCUCGCCCAUUUUCUCCAGCUGAUGACUCUCUGAGACUGCAGACACCUCCCGAGUGUCUUCUGGUACCUCUUCCACCUUCUCCAACUGAUGAUUUUCUGAGACCACAGACCCCUCCAGUUGCCUGUCCCCUGGGACCUUUCCCGUUUUCUCCAGCUGAUGACUCUCUGAGACUGCAGACACCUCCCGAGUGUCUUCUGGUACCUCUUCCACCUUCAGCUGAUGACUCUCUGAGACUGCAGACACCUCCCGAGUGUCUUCUGGUACCUCUUCCACCUUCUCCAGUUGAUGAUUUUCUAAGACCAUAGACCCCUCCCGUCGACUGUCCCCUGGGACCUCAGCCAUUUUCUCCAGCUAAUGAUUUUCUGAGACCAAGACACCUCCCCUCGAGUGUCUUCUCGCACCUCAGCCACUAUCUCCAGGGGAUGAUUUUCUGA
Mandrillus leucophaeus (drill) is the source of this 2853-nucleotide messenger RNA. Its product is annotated as putative NPIP-like protein. Gene Ontology annotation, cellular component: nucleoplasm. The record is from RefSeq and is a predicted model, not a curated record. The transcript has 4 exons. NCBI's taxonomy places the organism in Eukaryota, Metazoa, Chordata, Mammalia, Primates, Cercopithecidae.